AUGUAUGAGGUGGUGAACUGGCAGAGAGACCAGGCAGCAGAGACAGUGUUUGUCACUCAUUUUCCUUGUACAUUCCUUGUACGUUCCCUGGAACACUGGUCAAACGGAGACAAGAGUCGCUGUGUCCCAAAGGGGGUGGCAUUUCUCUCAUUUGACGAGACCAUGGGAAUCCUCCUGGCUGCAAUCUCAUUGGUCGGAGCGUGUUUGACCACAGUGGUGCCAUUGGUCUUCGUUCACUUCAAAAAGACUCCCAUUGACAGGGCCAACAACUCUGAGCUGAGCUUCCUGGGGAAAACAAUAGUGGUGUUGAUGGCCUUCAGGGCUACACUUCCAGCCAGUAAUGUCAUGAAAUGGUUUGGUCCUCCACAGCAGAGACUCAGUGUUCUGGCUUUCACUCUCAUACAGGUCCUGAUCUGUGUUCUUUGGUUAACAGUCUCCCCUCCUUUCCCAUACAACAAUAUGAAAACAUAUAAGGAAAAUAUCAUUCUAGAGUGUGAUGUGGGUUCAGCUAUUGGUUUCUGGGCUGUGUUGGGCUAUAUCGGACUCCUGUCUCUCUUGUGCUUUGUGCUGGCUUUUCUGGCUCGGAAGCUGCCUGAUAACUUCAAUGAGGCCAAAUUCAUCACCUUCAGCAUGCUCAUAUUCUGUGCAGUCUGGAUCACCUUUAUCCCAGCUUAUGUCAGCUCUCCUGGGAAGUUCACUGUAGCUGUGGAGAUCUUUGCUAUUCUGGCCUCUAGUUAUGGUUUACUUUUCUAUAUAUUUGCUCCAAAGUAUUAUAUCAUAUUACUUACACUUUAUACACACUUUAGUAUUGAGAGGGGUUGGGGAGGAUGUGGGCGUUAG
Molecule: messenger RNA, 840 nt
Organism: Salvelinus namaycush (lake trout)
Lineage: Eukaryota; Metazoa; Chordata; Actinopteri; Salmoniformes; Salmonidae
Product: vomeronasal type-2 receptor 26-like
Exons: 2
Coding region: 1-840 (279 amino acids)
Biological process (GO): G protein-coupled receptor signaling pathway
Cellular component (GO): membrane
Molecular function (GO): G protein-coupled receptor activity
Source: RefSeq, a predicted model, not a curated record